Messenger RNA from Daphnia magna, 1783 nucleotides. RefSeq lists its product as uncharacterized. Lineage: Eukaryota; Metazoa; Arthropoda; Branchiopoda; Diplostraca; Daphniidae. The coding region runs from base 537 to 1430 and encodes 297 amino acids. The record is from RefSeq and is a predicted model, not a curated record. The transcript is spliced from 4 exons.
UGGCUCCUAUCUUUUGUAAAAGAUAAGUUAAGAUAAGUUAAGAUAAGAUAUUUUUGGUAUCUUUUUGGUAUCUGUUAUCUUGUGUCAAAUUCAGUUAAAAUUAAGUAUCUUUAACUUUAGGGUAUGAAAAUCAAUGGUAACUUUUGCCCUAAAAGAUAAGAUACUUAAGAUCCCAUCUAGCGGUAGAAAAAUGAAUUACUUUGAGGGAUGAAAUUAGAAAAUUUUAAGGCCAAGGCUGUCACUAUCAGACAGACUUCAGACUUCAGAUUCAGGAGUCCUGAAUUUAUUGUUAUCACAUUGCGUGUGAUCUAGUGUUUGCAAAUUCAUCCCAAGAAAUUCAGCAAUUUGGCUAUUAUUGGUAUUCGUUUUAUACUGAUACUGUAUAAUCUAUAUACAGCAGUGUUUGUUAUGUUAUCUCCCUGUCGCUGACUUGCUGUUGGAACUUGGAAUAGUGAAUUAUCACUAUCAGGGCAUUGUGAACCUCAGUAGCCAUCCUAAGAUCCUAUAGGUCCUACAAGUCAUAUACUGCCAUAGCCAUGGCAUCCAGAGGAAACAGGGCAGUAGGAAGAACACGGGGAUCGACAGCUUCAAGAGGUCGAGUCAGAAUCUCUGUGGAACCGGGAGAAGAAAACCUUAUCGAAAUCGUAAAUGAGAUUCCUAUCUCGCAUGCUCAACAGCAACUAUUGGAUGAGGAAAGGGAAGAGAGAGAUGAUGAAGCAAUAAUGGAUGAUGCUGAGAAUAACACCACAGUCAGCAAAGCUACUGAGCCUCUACCUCCGCCCGGAAAUCCCAUACCAAUAUUUACUGUUCAGUCCUGGAAGUCAAAGUGGAGAAGAGAUUUCUUCACAGAUUGGCGUUGGGCAGAAAAAAAGAAAUGCACUGGCCAUCAAGUUUGGGCUCGAUGCAAAACUGGAAAAUGCCAAACAAACAAAAAGCCACACUACUACGUUGGUGAACUUACUUCAUUUUCUAACUUCGAGAAGCAUCUAAGUCUCUGUCAUUCUGAAGAAUACAGCAAAUACAAGAAACUUAAAAGUGUGAAUGAUUCCAGUUCGAGCCAAGCAACCCUACACACAUUUCAACAGUUUCGAAUGACCAAAGACCAACAGAAGAAAAUUGAUCUUGAUCUUGGUUACGCUGUAGCGAAAGACAAUAUCCCAAUCAACAUUUUGCAACGGCCGAGCUUUCGACAAUGGAUUCACUCAGCAGUGCCUGGAUACAAACUUCCAGGAAUCGAAAGAAUGAGAUACAAAAUAAUACCCGACAUUUUUCACACAACAAGAGAUAAAUUGAUGAAGAUCAUCAAGGAAUCUACGUCGUUCACAAUCAUUCUCGACAUUUGGUCGUCGAAAUCUAUGAUGGGUUAUAUCGUUUUACCUGCCAUGCCGUCACCAAAACAUUCGAGCGAUACACCCUCUUUCUUGGUGUAAAAAGAAUGAUCGGUCGGCACAAAGCUGAAAAUAUUUUAGCGGAAUAUGAGCAAUUGCUUCGUGAUUGGGAAAUCGAUCGUGUGACAGUGACCUUUGCGUCACUAAGCCCCUCGAGUAUUGGAAAUCUAAUCAGUGUCGUUUUCCAAUACUAAGCGAAAUCGGAAGAGAUGCUGUUAGCGUUGCAGCAUCAUCAGGAUCUGUUAAACGGUCUUUUAGUGUGGCUUCGGAUAUGUUAUCAGCAAAACGCGCCGCCAUGAAACCAGAUCUCUUCAUCAACUUGAUGCUUAUCAAGUGCAACGCAGGGCUUAAAGUUGGUUUACGUGAUGCUGUGUAAAACUGUAAACUAAAAGUAA